Mercurialis annua (annual mercury) is the source of this 603-nucleotide messenger RNA. RefSeq lists its product as uncharacterized. The coding region runs from base 1 to 603 and encodes 200 amino acids. The record is from RefSeq and is a predicted model, not a curated record. NCBI's taxonomy places the organism in Eukaryota, Viridiplantae, Streptophyta, Magnoliopsida, Malpighiales, Euphorbiaceae. The transcript is spliced from 2 exons.
AUGAGAACCAACAUUAGCGGGACAUGCAUGGGAACCAACAUCAGCGGGACAUACAUGGGAACCAACAUGAGAGGGACUAGCAUUAGAGGGACAUCAAAACGGACCACUAUCAGAUACAAAAUUGGAGCAACAACAAAGAUAGGUACUUGCUGUAAUAGGCAACACUGGACAUUAGAGAGACCAGCAUCACAGAGACAUCAGAGGGACCGGAACCAGCAUAAGAGGGACAUCAAAAGAACCGGAAACAACAUCAAAGGGGGAAUCAAAGGGAAUGGGAACAGCAUAAAAGGGACAUUAGAGGGAUCGGGACCAGUAUCAAAAGGAUAUCAAAGGGACCGGGAUCAGCAUCAAAAGGACAUCAGAGGGACAACGACCAGCAUCAAAGGGACAUCAGAGGGACCGCGACCAGCAUCAAAAGGACAUCAGAGGGACCGAGACCAACAUCAGAAGGGGCAUCAGAGGGACCGGGACAAGCAUAAGAGGGACAUCAAUAGAGACCGGCAUCAAAGGGACAUCAGAGGGACCGCGACCGGCAUCAAAGGGACAUCAGAGGGACCAAGACCAGCAUCAGAAGGGGCAUCAGAGGGACCGGGACCAGCAUAA